CAUAAUUUCCGAGUUAUGUGUAACAGUCUCAAGCGCUCUGGCUUUGUUUUUUUUCUUCCAGUGGUACCCAACCAGAUAAUCUGAUGGUAGUAAAGUCGAUCGUUCCUCGAAACGCGUUCCAUCUACAGUUCCCCGCGAGUCGCGAGUCCGAUUUCUAUUUCAUUUUUCUUUCCCUGCUUCCUUCUCUUGGCUGUGCCGUUGCAAUCCCCAACAAUUCGACCAACGCACCAUUGUGUACAGGCGCCGCAUUGCCCAUUGCAGCUCCUGAAGUGAUUUUUCGGUGCAAUAUCAAAUCAUCCCACCUCAUACCGCGUGCAGACGUAUAAUAUAUGUACACGCAAAUAGUGUGUGGGACGGAUAUGCUCAUAUGCUGUAAUUUAGUUGAACUAGGAAUUGUGCCUUCUUGUGCUUCAUUGAAUAUAUCGUUCUUUUCUCCUUGAUACUAGUUCAGCUCGCACC
Suillus fuscotomentosus is the source of this 459-nucleotide messenger RNA. RefSeq lists its product as uncharacterized. The transcript has 2 exons. NCBI's taxonomy places the organism in Eukaryota, Fungi, Basidiomycota, Agaricomycetes, Boletales, Suillaceae. The record is from RefSeq and is a predicted model, not a curated record. The coding region runs from base 84 to 326 and encodes 80 amino acids.